AGCAGGGCGGUAGUAUGGCAUGUAUAAUGAUUUAUAUAAAUUAAACUGAGUAGUAGUGUGUAGCAGGGAGAGAGUAUGUCAUGUCUGGUAUUUGGAGGUUUUAAAAACUAAUGGUAAUUUAUAUUUUAGGGAGGUAAAAAUAAAGUCACUUGGUAGUUAUUACAUUACUGGAUUCCAGUGGGUUUUUUUUUAAAGCAGACUACUUUGGGAGAAUAUACUUUGAAACAACAUUUUAACUUAAAAAAAACAAACAAAAAAAAACAUGAAGUUUCAUUAGCUCCCAUUAGAUAACAAAAUGUGUAAUUCGUCCCCUUGUCCAGGUGGGGCUGCUGAGUUGACGCUUUCACCGGCCUCCGUGUCGUUUCCUUUAUUCAGCGUUACAGGAAGGAGUUAGUUGGCAAACGUUCCCAGCUGAAGCCAAGUCGGUGCAACAUGGACGGGCCGGACACCGCAGCGAUCCUCCCCGGCGACGUGCUCAGCGCUGAGUCGACCGACGAUGAAACCCACGUGCAGCCCGAUGUAACGUCACCGACAACCCGCUCCGCACGCCCGCCGUGGCGAUGCUCGCUGCCGGUGUCCGUGGAGCCGGUGCUGUUCCUCUCCAUGUUCUCCCUGGCCCUGCAGUCGCCUCUGUCCACGCAGUACCUGUGGGACCGCAUCAGCGAGGACCUGGGCUACAACGGCUCCAAGAGGUCGGAGUGCACCAAUGGCUCCGCACCUCCAGACCCUCUUCAAACGGAGGUGGAAACCUUGACCGCCCACUGGAACCUGUACAUCAGUCUCGGGGGCUUUUCUGUAGGCCUGUUGGUGGUGCCUCUCCUGGGCUCGUGGAGUGACUUCGCAGGUCGCAGACCCGUCCUUAUCAUCCCCAACUUGGGCAUGGCCUUCCAAGCAGUGGUUUACCUGGUGGUGAUGUACCUGAAGCUGCCUGUGGUCUACUUUCUAGUGGGCAGGCUGCUUAGUGGCCUUUCAGGUGAUUUCAACGCCGUCCUGGCAGGCUGUUUUGCAUAUGUGGCCGACACCAGCGACCGAAGGUCCCGCACCUUCAGAGUGGCGAUCUUGGAGGCUUGUCUGGGCCUUUCGGGGAUGCUAGCAAGCAUCAUCGGAGGAAAGUGGCGGCAAGCACAAGGGUACAUCAAUCCAUUCUGGCUGGUCCUGGCCACUAACUUGGCUUCCGCUCUGUACGCUUACCUGUUUGUCUGUGAGUCCGUCCUGCCAGACCCCUGUGCCAAGCUCCUCACCUCUCGCCACUAUAAAGUGGCCUGGCACCUCUUCUCAACGGGAGGCAGCACCAGUGAGGCAGGUGGAAGACUUCACAGAUGCAAGCUGUGGCUUUACAUGCUGUGUUUCUUUGUCGUGGUGACUGUGCACAUGGGCAGCAGGGAUUUGUAUGUGUUGUAUGAGCUGAGCUCACCGUUGUGCUGGGGGCCGGACCUCAUUGGCUACGGAUCAGCAGCUCUUCACCUGGCCUACCUGAGCAGUCUGCUGGGGCUGAAGAUCAUGCAGCGCUGCCUGGAGGACUCCUGGGUGGCUCUAGUGGGUCUGGCCUCCAAUAUCAUCGGGCUGGUGGUCUUCUCUGUAGCCGACACCACCCAGCUCAUGUUCACAGGUUAUGGUCUGUGUUUCCUCUUCAUGGCUGUAACGCCUGUGCUCAGGUCAAAGCUGUCUAAGUUGGUGGGCCCAUCAGAACAAGGUGUCCUGUUUGCCUGUGUUGCCUGUGUGGAGAGUUUAUGUUUUCUGGUGGGCAGUGGCCUCUUCAAUUCCCUCUACCCAGCCACACUGCAAUUCAUGAAGGGCUUCCCUUUCCUUCUUGCCGCCAUCAUCCUCUUCAUCCCUGCUGGAAUAAUUGGGACCCUGCAAUGUUUAGACAAUAGGAGAGAUCACAGAGACUCCAUGGCGUCCUGACCUGAAGAGAGGAACAUGUCACAGAGUUAAAGUUCAUCCUGGUGUCAGUCUAAGAGGUGAGCGGCUCUGACACAGACAUCCAUCUGUGGUGAGGGGAGAGACUUUUGACAAGGGAUCCGUUCAAGUCACACCAAAGUGAUCAAGAACAGAAGAUGAAGAAUCAAGAAUCUGACUGACUGACAUGACUGUUAAACCUCCUCUGUCUUAAUAAUUAGAUAGUGGAGACUGGGGCUUUGUCAAACCUUUGCUGGCCCUAAAAACUAACCACAGUCCUAUGAUGUUUCAUCAUGGCAUUUAUACAAAUGGAGUAAUGAAUAAGGUUUGAUAUAUGCUUUUAUUUUGUGAUUCUAUACAUUUCAAUACCGCGUAAUAGUGCCAAAGAGCGUGCCUUACAUUUCCAUUUUGAAUGUAUGAAUCGCUAUAGCUCAGAUAACACACUACAGGUUAAGGUGCUAACUCUAAUAGGAGGAAACUCCAAAACAUAUAAAGCAUGGGUGCAUCAAAGUGAGUUCACAGAGGGUCAAAAGGGAGGUGACAGAUAUAACCUCGUUUUUUUUGAGAAAUGCUUCAGAUCUACAAAUUAAGAUCACAUAGAAUGGGUGAAGCUUAAGUUUAUUUGACUUAAAGAUUUGGUUUUUUGACAAAAUAAAUCAGUUUUCAGCUAUCACAUCCUUGUCCUAUCUAGUCAACUCGGUGCAAAGGUGAAAUGUACUUAUCUUUUUGUACAAUUCAGAGGCAAAUAUUGUAAUUUUUUACUUAUCACUUCUUAGAUAAGUUACUACUUAAGUUUAUUUUGUUUUUCAUAUAUAUAUAGGGUAAGACUUACUUGAUCCCCAGGGGCAUAUUCACAAGCUACCCAACAGUACAUAAAGUAGUUAAAAUGAGCCACCUUUGCCAGCUGCUGCAUACGAGUGAUAAAUUAUUAUAAUCCAAUAAUGUAAUUUAGGUACUUUUGUUUUUGGUAUUUUACAUUUUUUGUAUUUUUAUAAAAAUAAAGUUUUAAAUGCAUAAUGUUUAUUUUAACAGUCAUUUUUAAAUGUGGUUCUGCUACUUUGAGCAAACCAAGUACCUUUUCCACUACUGUCUGUUUGCCUAGGUAUCCUCAAUCUAUUAGUGGAUGUUCUCUCUAGAACCCUCAAACGGUGAAGUUUAACCUUAGAUUCAUGUUAUGUCAGGGCAUGUCCAAACCUAACUCUCAGUAAUCCACAGCAGAGAGAGGGAGAGAAACUGUACGGCAGCCGGGGAAUAAUGAGUUACAUGUUGACCCUCUUCCCUCCACCACAAACAACACUGGAUAGUCCCAGAGCUCAGGUCCACAGCCGACAUGCACACAGGGGUCAGGUCCAAGAUGCACAAUGAGGGAACAAGAGAUGCCAAAUCUGCUUUAAAAUGCACAAAGGGAAGUUAAGAGGUUAAAUUAUGUAUUAACUCAGCUACUGUGAAUUGAUCAGCAUGACGAUUUUUUCUUCAGACGAAUUGUGUGACAAAACUGUCUUCUCUUUGUUGUAAUCAGUUGUGCAAUAUUUAUAAGUUGAAAUCAUUUUAUUUAUUGUAAGAGAACUGGAUCAUUUUGAUAAAAAACGAUGGUUCUAUUUGUUUCAUUUUACAUGCCACAUGUGAUUAAGUGAAGUUCAUAUAAAGGAUUUCACUGUUAAUUUUAUUUACAUCACCUUUUAUUUUUCACCAUGUUUCAAAUAAAGGGAUGAAAUUAUGUUUGUUUU
Messenger RNA from Anoplopoma fimbria (sablefish), 3626 nucleotides. RefSeq names its product solute carrier family 46 member 1 (gene slc46a1). Gene Ontology annotation, biological process: transmembrane transport. Gene Ontology annotation, cellular component: plasma membrane. Gene Ontology annotation, molecular function: transmembrane transporter activity. Bases 433 to 1905 code for a protein of 490 amino acids. The transcript has 6 exons. NCBI's taxonomy places the organism in Eukaryota, Metazoa, Chordata, Actinopteri, Perciformes, Anoplopomatidae. The record is from RefSeq and is a predicted model, not a curated record.